CAAUAAAUAUAGUAAAAAGGGAAAGAAGUUAUAAUUCUCUUUAUAACUCUAAAUUGAUAUCUCUGCUCUCUCUCUCCCUGAUCAAUAAGCGCAUAAAUAUGUCCGAGACUGCACAUAAAAGGAUGCAAACUAAUUUUUUUUUAAAUCGUAUAAACGCGUCAAUUUUUAAAAUGUCAUUUUAUAAACCAGAUCAAGUUUAAACUAUUUUGAAGUAAAAGUAUCUUCGAGGAGUAUAGAUAGAGAUGGUUAAUAAUAAUCAUAGAACAUUUCCAGUACAUCCCGUGAUACGACGAGGCAUAUUUGCAGACUUGCAGAAGAAAGCAAGCACUAUUGAUAAUGCUUUGUCUCUUCAUUAUGCAUCACAUUCUACCGAUCCAUUAAUUACUGAGAUCCUCGAUUCAGCUUCAAGUUUAGCUCAGAUGAAGAUUAAAAUACUAGACAUUCAAGUGAUAUAUCUGAUUAAUCCGUGUUUUUAUCAUAUUUAUGAUGCUGGGAAUAAUCCUUUCGACAGUUCAAACAUUUAUAUUUCGUUUCCAUUAGGUUCAAAAAAUUCUUUGAUGGAUAAGAGGAAGAUUCAAUUUAAUGAAAGUAUUGGUUCAUGGAUACAAAAUAACCAAGAAGUGAAGGAGUUGACCAUUACUUCGAUGAAAGAGAUCUUAGACUUCAAUGAUAAACUUGACGAUAAGACAACAAGGUCAUCGUCAACCAGUUCUCCACUGCCUACUAAAGUGUCUAAACUUCCACGAUCAAAUUCGAACUCACCCGUUAAAAGAAACUUAUUAAAGGAACUAAAGAAUGAGGCAGCAAAGUUCCAAUUCAAACAAAAGGAUGCAUUGAAAGAACAACUCAACAAUAAUGGUUUAACCUUGAUUGAAAGAAUAAGAUUAAAAGAAAAACUUCGUAAUGAAAUCAAGAAUCCAUUUGAAGAUGCUCAAUCAAAUUAUGACAAUUAUUUGACUCAGAAAUCAGCUUCAAUAUAUGAAGUCAUAUUCCAAUUAUUUACUGAGAAACUAGAAUCAGAACCAUUUAAAUUAUUCUCAGUUUCCAAGCUUUGUCAAACGGUCAAGGACAGUUCCGAUUAUCCUCUUGAUAUCGAUGAAAUAUUGGAUAUUCUUCGCGUUAUGGAACAAAAAUUAUCAAAGAAUAAAUUCUCUAUCGUCAACCGUAAUGGUCUUUCGGUAUUAAAAGUUUCCAAUUUAAAUAGAAAUAGUGAUUUACAAUUGAUAAAUCAAUAAUGUAUUAUUUUAUAACGAACUCGUUUAUUAAUGUAUAUAAGUUUUAAUCUUUCGAUAUAUUAGAUUG
This is a messenger RNA of Scheffersomyces coipomensis, 1302 nucleotides long. RefSeq lists its product as uncharacterized. The record is from RefSeq and is a predicted model, not a curated record. Lineage: Eukaryota; Fungi; Ascomycota; Pichiomycetes; Serinales; Debaryomycetaceae. The transcript has a single exon. Bases 243 to 1235 code for a protein of 330 amino acids.